GUACUUUUUUUGGCUGUGCCCAUGGCAUGUGGAAUUUCCCAAACCAGAGAUCCAACCAGAGCCACAAUGUGACAAUGCUUAAUCUUUAACUGUUAGGUCAUCAGGGAACACCUGUAGCUCCACUGGUCCCCAACUUAUCAAAGUAUUAAGUUCUAAAUGGUCCCUGUUCAUAAUCUGUUUCCAACUGUUAACCUGGGUGAUGGUUUCUUGGAAAUUCAUUAUACUAUUCUUUCUACUUUUGUGUUUUGAAAUUGUCCAUAAUAAGAGGCCUCCCAAAAAAAGGAAAGGUGAAGAAAGAAGGUCAUCAACUGUUUUUCAGUAUUUAUUUAUUCUGAGCCAGAUUCUUCAAAUACUAUCUAUGAAUUAACAGUAAUCCCAUUUUACAAUAAGUCAACUGAGGCUCAGAGAGAUUAAAGGACUUUCUUAAUGGAGUUGAACCCUGGCCAACGCUUAUGCUCUUUCCAACAGGCUACCUUGCUCUACUGGUCCAUAUGGUUUUAUCUUGGCUGCCCCAACUGCCAGUGGGUGAAAUCAUUGUGCUACUCUUCAAAAGUCUCUCAGACCUUCUUAUAUUUCAAAACCUGAUAAAGUGUUCUGAAAACAAUAUGAUAUAUAUGUUAGGAAAAAAUUCAAAGCAAUAUAUGAGAACCGGCAAAGCAGUGGUUAAUGAUCAUUUUUAUCUGAUUGGACUGUCCUUAAAUGUCCAUUCUCUGUGUGGGUGUGCACAUGCUUGUACACCAUUUGGGACUUUGUGGUAACCAACAUUUAUUUCCAGACAUCUCACAACCUCUCUAUACAUUUAGAUAUAAGACCCAUUUUACAGAUGAGAAAGACAAGGCUGAGAGAGGUCCAAGGUGGCAACAGUGGUGGAUGGUGGGCAUUACCCAGCCAUGGAAUGUGGAGUGUGGGGUUCAGAUCCAGCCUGGCCUGCCCCUCAGUGGAUAUCCUCUCACCAUAACAAAUUGUUUGAGGAGAAGAGAUGCUGGUUUGUUGAACCAGUUGCAAGAACUCGACAAGCAGAUAAGUGACCUGAGACUGGAUGUGGAAAAGACCUCUGAAGAGCACCUGGAGACAGACAGCCGACCUAGCUCAGGGUUUUAUGAACUGAGUGAUGGGGCUUCAGGGUCCCUUUCCAAUUCCUCAAACUCAGUCUUCAGUGAAUGUUUAUCCAGUUGUCAUUCCAGCACCUGCUUUUGCAGCCCCUUGGAGGCAGCCUUGACUAUAUCAGAUGGUUGCCCCAAAUCUGCAGAUGUGAAUCCCAAGUACCAAUGCGAUCUGGUGUCUAAAAAUGGGAAUGACGUGUACCGCUACCCCAGCCCGCUUCACGCCGUGGCGGUGCAGAGCCCGAUGUUUCUGCUUUGCUUGACCGGAAACCCCCUGAGGGAAGAGGAGAGGCUUGCUAACCAUGCCAGUGACAUGUGUGUCGGAUCCGAGCUGGACGCCGUCAAGACAGACACUUCCUUGCCAUCUCCAAGCAGUUUGUGGUCUGCUCCCUAUCCUUCAUCCAGUAAGAAAAUGGAUGGUUACAUUCUGAGCCUGGUCCAGAAAAAAACACACCCUGUAAGGACCAACAAACCGAGAACCAGUGUGAAUGCUGACCCCACCAAGGGGCUUCUGAGGAACGGGAGUGUUUGUGUCAGAGUGACUGGGGGCAUCUCACAGGGCAACAGUGGGAACCUUAAGAAUUCUAAACAGAUGCCUUUGCCCUCUGGCGGGAUCCCUUCUUUGGACAAUGGGACAUUCUCCCCACUGAAACAGUGGGCCAAAGACCCAAAGCCAGAACUACUGGAAAGCAAGAGGUUGCCCCUGCCUGAGGGCUGCUCCCCAGGCGCUGCCAGUGAACUUCAAGGUAAGCAUCUGCCCAAAACCGCCAAGCCAGUCUCCCAGGAACACGCUAGGUGUCCCCCCGCGGGGACAGGGGAGUCCCCUAAGGAAAGCAGUCAGAUCCCAGCUGCCUCUCCCAAAGAGAGUCCCGGGAAGGUCUCCGCCCCGCUGCAAGAGAACAGAGGGGGCCAGCCGCUGAAAAAGGUGCCUCAGAAAAACAGCCUGCAGGCUGUCUCUCCGGCGGCGCCCGCUUCCGCCGCUCCGGCCCAGCUGCCCCCAGUUUUCCCGGCCGCGGAGGAGCGGCCGGUCCUGGAUUUCAGAAGCGAGGGCUCUUCUUCCCAGAGCCUGGAGGAAGGGCCUCCGGGGAAGGCGCCGCCCGCCCUGGCGCAGCCGCCCGGCGUCAGGCCGCCCCGGGGAGCGCGGCCCGCGGCCGCCCCAAGGGGCUCCGCCCAGAAGCACCGCGCCCUGGGCGGGCACGGGCCAGAGAGCUCGCUGCCCGCCGUGCGGGAGAAGGCGCGGGCGGCCGGCAGGAGGUGUCGGCUCCCGGACGACACUGAUACGAACAAGAAACUGCGGAGAGCGCCGGCCAAGGGGCGGCGAAGCGGGGGCGGCCAGCCGGACGCUGGGCUCCCGGGCCGGCAGCUGGGGGCGGGCCACCGGGCGGGGAGCCGCGCGCAUGGCCACGGGCGGGAGGCGGUGGUGGCCAAGCCCAAACACAAGCGAACCGACUCGCGGCGGUGGAGGUCGGCCGCCGAGGUGUCGUACGAGGAGGCGCUGCGGCGGGCGCGGCGGGGCCGGCGGGAGUCCGCGGCCCUGUUCGCGGCGGGGCCGCCCUUCGCCAGCCCCUAUGCCUACGUGGCCAGCGACUCGGAGUACUCGGCCGAGUGCGAGUCCCUGUUCCACUCGACCGUGCUGGACACCAGCGAGGACGAGCGCAGCAACUACACCACCAACUGCUUCGGCGACAGCGAGUCCAGCGUGAGCGAGGGCGACUUCGUGGGCGACAGCAGCAGCACCAGCGACUCGGAGGAGAGCGGGGGCCUGAUUUGGUCCCAGUUCGUCCAGACGCUCCCUCUGCAGCCGGUCCCGGCCCCGGACCUCCGCGGUCACCCCACCAAAACUUUUGUCAAGAUCAAGGCUUCGCACAACCUCAAGAAGAAGAUCCUUCGCUUUCGGUCUGGCUCUCUGAAACUGAUGACGACCGUUUGAGUAGCACCGUUGGUGUAGAAAGCGAGAGUUUUUCUCCUUCCCAAGAAAGCUGUGGCGUCUUCCUUGUUGUGUGUAAUAAUUGCAUAGAAUGCUUUCCUUUUGUUAAGUUAAAACCGAGGUGAAUUACGUCUCAUCUUCAUCGUGUAUGGACACUAGUGCCUUUAAUGGAAGGUAAAGAAUGUUUUGGUGGUUAGAAGUGAAUAUCGAGUUUCUGAUGGUGGUGAUAGUGAAUUUUGUGGUACCGAUGGCUUUUAUUUGAAAUUUUCUGAGCAUUUUGAAGGCACAGGUUGUAAUGUUCAAGUGUUAAUGGGAUGAGACCGUUUGGUCUGAAGGUCAGGUGGAUGGAAUUUUCCGACAUACACUUGCUCCUUUGGUUCUUUGGGGUGGCGUCUCCAUGAGGGUUUAUCUUGUUGGGGCUAUCACAUACAGUUUUGUGAGGUAGGUACAGGGGGCAGUCAUGGGUUUUCUAUAACUUUUUAUAUACUCUGCUUUUCUCAGAUGUAUCCCCAUUCUAUUUUCUUCUCAGAACUGUUUGGUUUACUGGACUCAGAACUUGAAGACCAGACCCUAAAUCCAGAGAGGUGACCUGGAUAGGUAGGCUGGUAAUACCUUAAAAUGAUUCACUAAAACCUUUGCCGCACUUGGUGCCUAGGCCCUGGUUACAGUAACCCCCCAGGGCCAUUUACCCAACAUGGAUGCCUUUCUUCCCCUCCCUGAUUUGCAGCAGAUCCAACCACUUCUUCCUUGGAGACUUGCCUUUGGGAUAACAUUUUGGUCGUUGGAUGCAGAGACACUCACUCCUAACAAAAUAACCUUUGGGUGUGACCCCCAAGCUCAGAAUUGCUCACUGAGCACUGUGCCACCUAAGCAUUAGCCCAAACAUAUUAGUGCAAUCCAGUCCAGAUUGGACCACUGACCCUCUCUGGAAGGGCUUUUUUAAAAAAAAAAUUUUUUUUUGGUAAACAGUAUUGUGUAAAGUUGCUUUUUUAUACCAAUAUAUGCAUGUUUGGUGCAUGAGUAGUAUUUGUUUUGAUAUUCCUGUUGAUGUUAAAUGACUGUAUGAUAUAAACAGUAUGUGUUUUUAUAUAUCUUUGUGUAAAUUUAAUAUAACACAUUAUAUGCUGUAAUAAACAAUUUGUUUUACUGC
Phacochoerus africanus (Common warthog) is the source of this 4180-nucleotide messenger RNA. It is a transcript of the gene DACT1, whose product is annotated as dishevelled binding antagonist of beta catenin 1. The coding region runs from base 700 to 3033 and encodes 777 amino acids. Lineage: Eukaryota; Metazoa; Chordata; Mammalia; Artiodactyla; Suidae. Gene Ontology annotation, cellular component: cytoplasm. The transcript is spliced from 4 exons. The record is from RefSeq and is a predicted model, not a curated record. Gene Ontology annotation, biological process: negative regulation of canonical Wnt signaling pathway; regulation of Wnt signaling pathway, planar cell polarity pathway; negative regulation of JNK cascade.